GAUCUGUGUUCCUCCCCUUCUCACCUCCCCUCUCCCCAGUCUGCCGAUUCUCUGCUGCACUGCAGCCUCUCAGCCAGCACCAAAGGGCUGUAGCACUUCGCCUGCUUCUCCCCGGGAUUAGCACUGCUGUCUUGGUGCCUAGUCUUGUUCCCCCCAUUCUCAGUGCUUUGGUCAAUGCCUUUCCUAGGAGCCAGGCUCACUGCUCUCCCCCCUCCCCUGUGCAGAUAUGAUUGUGGGAGGUUGUGUCUGCCUCGUUUCCCCCCUGGACGUGGGGCAUCUGAAUGCUGAAACUGACAUCAACUAGAAAAGACUCAACAGGGGGAAAUAACAAGUGGAGGGAGAAGGGGGUGGGGGGAGGUGGGUGACAUUGAUUCACAGGGGAGGAGGUCCCAACAGUUCUGGAUUCUCUGGAAUUCACUGUCUUUUUUCACGCUCUGAUCUCCCAUCUGGAUCCAAACCAGAUUGGGGUGGAAGCUGGAUUGUGACCCCCUUCUCUUAGGGGGGUUCCUGUGGGUCCUGUGGAUUGUGCUAACCCGCAGCUUUGGACUCACCAUGGAGUCAGUGGAUAAGGAGUGUGGGGCACUGGGAGGUCUUUUCCAGGCCAUCAUCAAUGAUAUGAAGAAUUCCUAUCCCAUCUGGGAGGAUUUUAGUUCAAAAGCCACAAAACUACACUCCCAGCUCAGGACUACAGUGCUGGCUGCUGUUGCCUUUCUUGAUGCCUUCCAGAAAGUGGCUGACAUGGCGACCAAUACUCGAGGAGCCACCCGUGAUAUUGGAUCAGCACUCACCCGGAUGUGUAUGAGACAUCGAAGCAUAGAGAGCAAGCUAAGGCAUUUCACAAAUGCUCUCAUGGAAAGUUUAAUAAAUCCACUUCAAGAACGAAUAGAAGAUUGGAAAAAAACAGCAAAUACACUGGAUAAAGAGCAUGCCCGAGAAUACAAACGGGCACGUCAUGAAAUCAAGAAGAAAUCGUCUGACACUCUAAAGCUACAGAAGAAAGCUCGCAAAGAAGUUCUUGGAAAGGGUGAUCUGCAGCCCCAGUUAGACCAUGCACUGCAGGACGUCAAUGAUAUGUACUUGCUACUGGAGGAGACUGAAAAGCAGGCAGUGCGCAGAGCGCUAAUUGAGGAGCGCGGGCGCUUCUGUUCUUUCAUUACACUGCUGCAACCUGUGGUGAAUGGAGAGAUUCACAUGCUGGCAGAGGUCACCCACCUGCAAGCUAUCAUUGAGGACCUAGUGGUGCUGACUGAUGAACCUCACAAACUGCCUGCAGCCAGUGAACAGGUUAUUACGGACCUAAAAGGAUCAGACUAUACAUGGUCCUACCAGACACCUCCCUCGUCACCGAGCAGUUCUGGGUCCCGCAAAUCCAGCAUGUGCAGUACAAAGACUACCCCUUCAUGGCCUGCUGCCGCGCACCCACACUCACCGGGUUCCGCGUGUCGCUAUCGCAGCCUUCCGCAGGCCACUGGGGGCCCCCAGCGCUUGGUCAGUGUCUCCUCACAUGAUUCUGGAUGCAGUUCACAUGAAGCCAGUUAUUCGAAGCCACCAUCGCCAAUGCCAUCUGACAUCACUAGCCAGAAGUCUUCUAGUUCUGCAUCUUCAGAAGCUUCAGAGACUUGCCAGUCAGUUAGUGAGUGUAGCUCACCCACCUCCGAUUGGUCCCGCUCUGGCCCUUAUGAAACACCACCUGCUACUUCCCUUCAGCGCAGGAAGGACAGAGUUGAACAUUUGCGGGAGGCAGAACUUGGCCCAGGGUACCAGAGCAUGGAGGAUCCUUACCGACCCCGCAUGUCUCCUGCCGUUAUUGCUGCUAAGCAUGGAGAAGAAGUGUCCCCUGCAGCCAGUGACCUAGCAAUGGUUUUGACUCGUGGCCUGAGCCUAGAGCAUCAGAAGAGUAGUCGCGAUUCCCUGCAAUACUCCAGUGGCUACAGCACCCAAACCACCACUCCUUCCUGCUCAGAGGACACUAUCCCAUCACAAGGGUCUGACUAUGACUGUUACUCAGUAAAUGGAGAUGCCGAUGGCGAUGGAUCUGGUGAAUUUGACAGGUCCUCCACUGUCCCUCGGAGUAGCAGCCUGGCACAGAACUACCGACGUAUGCUUCAAACCAAGCGCCCAGCCUCAACAGCAGGUCUACCCAGUGCCAUUCCUCCUUCUGGAUCUGCACCACCUCCGCCACAAGCAGCUUCUACUCCUGGCGUGGCAACCAUUAGACGUACUCCUUCCACAAAGCCCACUGUUAGACGCACCCUGUCCAAUGCUGGACCCAUUCCAUGCCGCCCUCCAAUUGUGCCAGUGAGAACCCCCACAGUGCCAGACUCUCCUGGAGGGGGGCUUGGUGGACGGUCACGUGUGGGAAGUGAAGAGUGUGUCUUUUACUUGGGUGGGGAUGAUGGUAAUCCCCUUGACUAUGCCAAAUCAUCACCAAAAAGGCUCAGUUUACCCAAUGCAGCCUGGGGUGGCACAGGGGAAAUGUCUGUUUAUGGAGGAGGUGGGGGGGAGGAAGAGGAGAUGGGAGGGGGGCUCUUGGCUGCUAAUCGACACAGUCUGGUGGAAAAAAUUGGUGAGCUAGUAGCUGGGGCACAUGCUCUUGGUGAUGGUCAGUUUCCAUUCCCAUCAGCACCAGAUAAAAGUCAGAGCCCUGCUCCAGCAAGUGGGGGGGCUGCAUCAGAACCUCCAGCAGGUGACAUGCUGGCAUCCAUUCGUAGAGGGGUACGGUUACGCCGGACCCUCACCAAUGACCGUUCUGCUCCCCGCAUUUUGUGAUUUGGUUUGGUGGGGUAGUUAUUAGGAUUGGUGCUCUGAGGGGGGAAGGAAAGAUUAUGAUGACAAAUACUGUGAUGGAGGGGGCUGCACACCAAUAAACCAAGGGUUGCUUAGACCAGCUGUAGAAGUCUUUAGAUUGGUAACUAACCGAUGAGCAUUUAAUCAAUUCCAUGCUGGAGGAAUGCAACAUAGUUUGCCAUUUUUACCUUAUAGUCUAUUGGCUUGUGUAAGGUUGUUUUUCAAGUGUGCUACUUACUGUAGUAAAUGGGAGGCUAUGGCAUUUUAAAGUGAAUAGACUGUAAGGCAUCCAUUACUGUCUGCAAAUACCCACACUACAGAAUUACUGCACUUAAGUACAGUAGGUCUCUAGGACAUGCUUUCCUGAGAUAUGAAUUUCUGUUAUUUGGCUGCACUGAACUGGCUAAUUAUGUUAGAGGGAAGCAAGAUCAUUUUCCUUUUGUUGAAAAAACGGUCUUCAUUGGUAUUAAGUUUAAUAGGUAUUGAUAGGUAUGAACAGGUACAACUUCUAUGAACCCUUUAGAGCCUAAGCAUAUUGUUUUAAUGCAAUAAUACCUUUUUUACUUUUAUGUUUACUUUUACCUUUAUGUACCAUCUACUGAGGCAGUAAUACUUUUUUGACCUACUGGUCUUUGCCAUUAGUUGUGCUAAUAGUCAUUGAGAGAACUUGUGAUAUGAUAAAUGAAUGUGAUGUUUUCCAGAGGAUUGGAUGUGGCAAAAUACCCAAGAAUGAGGUUACACCUGCCUGUCUGCCAUCCAGCCUGAAACAUCAUGCCCACAGGCACUGCUUUUCACAGCAAUUAGGGGCCAAAGCUUUCUGUGGCAGCACUUGCUACAAAGAGCAGGCCCAGACCAACAGUCAGAGCAGGUCUGUAAACAAAGUAAAGCUCAGAGCAGGCAGCAAAGGCCCACAGCCAAGCAUAAAAAACAAGCAGUCAUUCAGAAAUAUAGGGCAAUGGUUUUCAGGGGCUGUAAUACACAGACACCAGUUUGGGCAUGGGAGUAAAUCAGGAAAGAGAAGUGAUAAAAUGCAUCCUGGGUGUCCUGAUGAUCACAGUAAGGUACAGGGAAGCCACAGGACAGGCAUGAAGCAGGCACAUCUGAACAGGUAGAAUGAGAGAGGCAUACCAGUAACACAAUAAAAAUAUUAUUCAGUUUAUAUUAAAAAAUUGCCUUUCUUAAAAAAGCUUGUUAGUCACAGACUGCUAAAUAUUCACUAACUAGAUGAAAAACCCUUUAGGCUGUCAAAGUUUGUCUUUAGCAUACAUAGAACAGGAUUUUUAAAUACCUCUACCUUCCAGUAAUAACAUUAGGAUACUUAUAAAUUAUUGAAUAUUGUUUGGCUAUUUACUCAGUGCUUAUUAUUCAGAGUAGCUUAUAUGAGCAGCACUUGCUCUGCAGAGGUCCUUUCCUCCAUUCCAAUAACAUCUUGCUCACUGCAGCCAUAUUUAACAGAGUUUCUCAGCCAGGAAAGCAGUAAGAGACACUAUUCCCACACAGACUGUGCCAUUAGCAUUGGGUGGGUCAUCAUCUUUUUUACACUGCAAAUUGUGUAUGCCUUUUCCUAAUGGGUAAUACUUGUUACUCAAUAUUCCCUUUAUAGGGAUGCUUUGGAAAAUGAAUGCUGCUUAAGGUUCUUCUUUUAAAAAGGAGGUAUGGUAAACCCUUAGUACAGGGAUUCCAAAGAGGUUAUUCCAGUGGGAAGCUAGGGGUUGCAUAGUAAAAAGGGAAAAGUUUCCCCAAGCCCAAUAACCAGCCAACCACAUGAGACUGGAAAAAGGAAUAAAUGUUAAUGAUAAUUAUAUAUAAAGUAUAGAAUAUAAGAAAUUUUCCCAUUCAUUACUAUGGUUUCCAUGUGGAGCACAUGUUUUCAAAUACACUGACAUUUUUUUAUUUUUAUUAAGCAGCUAGAAUUGAUUUGUUUGCUAUGGGCUAAACCUUGCUAACUAUGCCCGUUUGUAUAGAAUUUGUUGUGGAUGUUACUGGGAAGUGUUAAAUUUAGGUUUGAUAUUCAUCCCUUAAGCAAAGUGCAAGUUGCCUCUUUAAAAAUAUAGCAGUAAUGGUCAAGUGGCCUACAGCUACUUGUGUCUGAUUCGGGAAGAUUCAUAGCAGAAUAUGUUAAAAAUCUGAUUCCCAAGGAAAUGGAGAAACAAAGAACCCAGAACAAGUAUCCAUUUAAUAAGGCAGAAGUGGCAGGCUUAUAACUUAGAGUUUUCUUCAGCCCUGCAAGGUAAAAUUACUGGUCGCCUCCUGCCUUGACCAGCUCAAUGUAUACUGUACGCUUUAGGGUACUAGUGGUCCCAGGGCAAUGAUAUUAUUGGUGGGCCUUGCAGGCUUCAGAAGAGAUUUGUGACAGAACUACUCUGAAACAGGUCAACUUAAAUAUAAUGAAGCAGACAAUGAAGGGACCCACAUAUAUCUUUAUUGUAUGUUCAUUGCUGGAAAACAAACAAGCAGAACAUUAUAGCAUACCAAAUUUUCCUUUGGAACUUUCUUCCAAUUUAAAUUAAAGUAAAAAUAAAUAAUGCCAUAAAGCCCCCCCAGCUGAUACAAAUAAAGGGGGUCUGACACUUUAGUAGGAUGCUUAAUGCAAAACUUAUAGCACAUAAAAGGUCUGAUAGUGGGCACCCUAACCUUAUGGCCCUGGGUUAAUGCCCCUUGUUCCUAUUUUUUAAAAUAGCUUGGUUACAAUGUUAAAAUGGUCUGUAAUUUUAGAUCAAUGUUUAAAUGAGAGUGUCUAUGUACAGAUGCACUUAGCAACUGUCUUGCCAGUACUAGCCAGCAGGGCUUCUGUUUAAAGAUAGAAAUUUAAAAAUCAAUAUGCAAUGAAAGUCUUCAGUAGAGUUUCACAGACUAUGACACCAUUUGGGAUAGAAAUGCAUGAGCAUUGUAUAGGCAUAAUUGGUUUGAAAAUCUUCUUUGUAUCUAGACGUUAUAGGGAAAAAUUACUGGCUAUUGUAAAGCAGAAGGAUUUUACAAAUCACCAUGAGUUUGAGGAACACAUGCAGGCACAAGGCUACAGGCUAAAUUAUAAAAUGCCAAGGAUACAUCUAAUAUUUUACAGUAUGAGGUAGUGUAUUUCUCAUACACGUUUCAGUGAGUCAUGAGACCAAGAACCAGUUAUAAGUGAUAACAUCCUUAAGCACCUUUGCCAUAACUAAGCACCUUUUAUAAACAUCUCAGGUUAUUCAUGACCUUUGUAUAUCAGAGAAAUCAACAAGCCACUGAACCCUUGAUCUUCUAAGUGUGAGGUCAGUCACCCAAUGGCAGUUGUUGCCAAAUAGAUAUUAUUUAUGAUUCCUUGUAUUGCUAUUGGAACAUUUUAGCUGAAAAUUAAUUGUGGGGAAUUUUAGGCAGUGGGCAAAUCAAAUUACAGUUUAAUAAAUGCCUCCAAUAUAUGGAGAAGUGUAAUAUAACUAGCUAGACCCUGCAUUUAAUCAUUACUAAGACCCCCCCACCAUCUCCCUUUUAUUGUUAAUUGUGAUGUUCUUUAGAGCAAACCCUAAUUAUUCUCUCUUAUAUAUUCUCUACUACUGGGAUAUGUCUCCUUUGUUUUUACUCCCCUGCACUCUGUGCAGCACUGAUGGCAGUGUUUGUCUGCCUCCCCUGUGUUUAACUACUGCAGGUAGAAUGCAGCAAAGUCUAUCAAACUCACUGGUGAUCACAGAAUAGGAUGUCGCCUUAUUUGCACAUGAUCAGUAAUGCAAUAAGGGACUGCAUUGGAAAUCUUACAACCAGUAAAAACGAGGCUUUAUGCCAACCUUAUUACUAUGGUAAAAAGAGAAACAUUGGAAGGCGCAUAUUUUGUUUUUCUAUAAACAGUGGCACUAAAGAAAUGAUUUUAUUUACCUGAAGGAACUCAUAACAGUCUAUCAAAUGGUAGCUGUGUCUGUGAACAGGCUAUUGAAAAUGAACACAUACAAACAUGCAGAAUUUCAUAGAUAUUGCACUACAAUUUUUACAGUAACUGCUAGAAAUCAUAUGCAUGGUCAGAUGAUCAGGAAGUGUGAUGUGUGUCGCUAAUGUGUUUCCCCCCACAUUACUUUUACUUAUUUGAAGUUUAGACAGUGUUAUGUAGAAAACUGUUUUUUUUUUUACCAGCUUCUUUUAGAGACAAAAACAUUGAACUUAUUGCUUUGCUAAGAUCCGGGUUUUGAUUUUAAGAGUAAGUAAGCCUUAACAUGUAUAUUUAUAUAUGAUUUAGAAAAGUAUAUUUAUGUGUCUUGCCUUAUUUCAUGUUUCAUUUUUAAACACAUUUAGACUUAUUGACCUUUUAAAGACACUGUACUUACCUGUGUAGGCUGAGAGGCAUGAUAAUAAUACUGUCUAGGUUGAUACACUAAUAAUGUCACGUGAUUCCUUAAGGAAAAAUCAUAAAAUACUGAUCUGUUCUGGUAUAUUCACUUUCAGACAAUUUGACUCUGUUUAUUGGAUUAGAUCAAUUAACCCUAAAGCCACACACUGUAGGGGGCAGAAGAAAACAUUAUGUUGGCAGUUUGCAAAGGAGAGGGCCAAAGAGUAUAUACAGUUCAAAAACUUGGACAGUGCAUGUCACUAAUACUCUGUUCUACAUCAUAAAAAUAAAGAAGAAUUGUUAGGAAUUCCAUCAGCUGAAUUUACCAAAUAUCAAGGAAAAGUGAAUACUUUAGUAACAGAUCAAACUGAUAUUCAGAGAAUGGACCUAACAACAUAAAAAGAAGUGCUAUAUGGCAUAGACUUUACCUACAGGAAGAAAUGUUGUUUAUGGAAAAAAAAAUGAAAACCUUGCUGUGGACUGGGGUGAUCAUUUUUAAUAGGAAGCUGUUUACCCUAUAAAAAAAGAAAGAGUUGUUGGUAUGAGAGAUUUUACAUUUCAUGACGGGUUGGUAAUGUUUUUAAGAGCAGGGACUAUUAAAUAAAUUUGUACCUCCCUAGAUUAGCUACCCAUGAAUUGAAAUGGGAAGUUCUAAGCAGAGAGAAUAUUUUUGCUUUACUGCCGGCUGAGCCAAAGGCAGUGGAAGGAAGAUGUUAUUGGUCACAGAGAACCUUAGGAGCAGUGUAGCUAUGAUCUUAAAGCAUCACCUGCUGGCCAGGUGGAGAAUUGCAUUGUAUUUUGCUCUUGUAGCGAUAGCAGAACUUACUGGUUGAAACAAAUACUUGUCUUACAACAAAAUAAAUUAUGUCUUAUGCAAUGUGCUGGAAAGUUAUGCUGGAAACGGAGCUUUUAUUUUAAAAAAGUAAUUUUACAGUGGCAAAUAUUUCCAGAUAUGAACUGAUGUAUUAAGUGGUAAUAAUUGCCAGAUGGUGAUUUACUUGCAGUAGGACUCCCUAUCAGCAUAUGAUGAAUAUUUUUGGCUAUAUUUGCUAAAGUAUGUUUUUAGGUUAUUUAAAACACGUUAAACUCAAGAAUGUCGCACCUCAGCCCUCCAGCAGUUGCUGAACUCCUUUUAUACCAUAGAAGUUGUAGUUUAGCAAUAGCUGGGGGAUGAAGUCUAGACAUCAGUGGUAGAACUGUGAAGAGACACAGAAGAGUGAUUAGUUAACGCGGGCAUUAGCACAAGUUCACGUUACAUUAGUGUGAACAUUAUAAUAUAACACAUUACUUAGUAGCACGGGAAAACAUAUCUGAGUCCCGUAAACCAAAGCGACCAAUGAGCAAUUACCUUUGACUGAUCUACUGCUGUAGGAAUGAUGAAAGCAAAUAUCUGAUUGGUUGAUAAAGGUUACUGGAUCAGGGUACCGUUACGCCUCAUAAUUGUGAGUGAAGGGUUCUUCUACUGUAAUGUUCUUGUUGGGCUGUGUACAAAGGGGGCACCAGGAAAAUUGUGACUGUGUAGUGAAUUAUUUUUAUUGUCCUACGCAACAAUAUAUAUGUUGUGACUAAUCACCCGAGACGCAGAAGAUAGAAUGGAAAAAUGAGUUGGGGUUUUGACCCCUCAUUGUAGUUUAUAUCAGGAGGGGCACAUUUCCAUAUGUAAUUGUACAUAGAUUCCUAAUGUAAGGAAGUUAACAUUUAAAUACACAUGUAACUAAUUGGUGAGUAUAGGUGCGGGCAACCUGUGUAAUUCCAGCUGUGAUAAAUAUCAUUUUUUGUCUGUUGCAAUCAGUCAGAGGCAGAGGAAGAUAACCGUUGUCACCCAAAAAAUGCAGGCAGCCGUACAUUAUUUGGGAUAGUUACAUGUAAUCCUUUACUAAAUUCCAACAUAAUGCUGUGCAAUUAACUCAAGUGCUGUGAGCUUAGGUGCAGCGUGAUGAAAUGAAACUUAGCAGGGCUAUUAAACUGGAAAUUAGCAACAUGCAUUUCUGUCACUCUGCACUUGUUUAUCAUGGUGGGAUCCUCUGCAAGCACUUCAAAUGGCUUCUAGAUGUAUUUUAACAUAGUAUGUCAAAAAUGAUAUAAAGUCUGUAAAAUUAUUGCUACCUAUGUCUGUUUGGAAUUAAUGUCAACCUGUGAUGAUAUGUUUAUUCACAAUACUUUUAUGGAGUAUAUUGCAACAAUCAUACAAGGAAUGAUGAUCAUUACCAUAAAGAAUUGGCAUCACACCCCUCACUGCCAUCUAUUGUGCAUAAAGCUAACGCAGAUCCUCCUGCCAGAAAGACUGAUGGUCAUAAGGCCCUCUGUUAGAAUCUUGCACAGGUUCCAGCAGAGGAACAUCAUCAUUUGAGAAGGUAUUUAGUCCAGCACUAGAUUGUAUAGCACUUAGCUACACGAUUAAAUGUUUAUUUUAUCAUAUUGGGAUGCUUGUCUCCCUUAAACGAGUUUAAGGUACAUUUUGAGUUGUGUGCAUGUAUGUAACUGUUUAAAGUCGAGAGAGAGAAUGAGUUACGUGCUGAAAAGAUUUAUGCGGUGAGGCUACAAUAAUGUUGGGUGGAGUUUUAGAGAAGAGGUAAAUAAAGGGACACAGAGAAUGGUUUUGAUACUUCUUUGAAGGUGAUGUUAUUUGAGUUUGUUUUGAGGGAAUGACCUGAGUAUGUUCAAAAGAUUAAGGUUACAUAGUAAGAAAACAGUGGUCUUCUGUAGGUUUUCUGAAAGGCCUUUUGAAUCUGUCAGAUUGAAAUUGCAAGUUCACUGUCAAAAUAUCUGCAAUAGCAGGUAAGGAUAUGAAAUUACCUAAAACCUGUGCAGCUAAUUUUAAAUAUAGUCCCUACCAGCCAAUAGCAUACACAGGGAUGCAUGAUUGUGGGCCUUCUGUAUUUUUGGCUCAUUUUAUAUAUCCCCCUGACAGAUAUUUUUGGGGUUUAAGUAUAAUAACUCAUAUUCCUACCAGGGAUUACUUUACCCAUGUUGCUGUGCCUAUCAGGGAGCCUAUCUCUACUUGCAUAGAUCAUCUACUGGUAUUUUACCUACCUGACAUAGGCAGAAAACAAUACAGGUAUGGGAUCCCUUAUCUGGAAACCCAUUAUCCGGAAAGUCCGUCUCCCAUAGAGACCCCAUUUUAAUGAAAUAAUACAGAAUUUUAAACUGAUUUCCUUUUUCUCUGUAAAAAUAAAACAGUACCUUGUAAUUGAUCCCAGCUAAGACAUAAAUAAUACUUAUUGGAUGCAAAACAAUCCUAUUGGGUUAAAUUAAUGUUUUAUUGAUUUUUUAGUAGACUUAAGGUGUGGUGAUCCAAAUUACGGAAAGACCCCUUAUCCGGAAUAGCCUUGGUCCCGAGCAUUUUGGAAAACAGGUCCUAUACCUGUACCAGCAAAGAACCUGUGAAUUAAUGCCCUAUUACAUAAGUUACAAGUUCCUAAUCCUUGUAAAUAAACUUGGAAAUGGUGGGCAAAAGAGGCCUACAGAGAGCAAUUUUAGAGCCCAUCAGCUUCUUUUAGGGAAAGGGUAGUUGUACUAUGGCCUUGGCUUAGGGCCUUCCAAAAUGUGUCAGAACUGUAGGUCUAAUUCUUCCAGUUGCAUUUUAAUAUUGAUUAUCAUCUUGUAAGAGGAUAAUCUAUGCUACAACCUGGAAUAAAAUGCUUAUUAGGCCCAGCUAGUUUGAUAAAUCUACUGGCUGAAUACAUAUAUAUAACAAAGCACCGUCUUGCUCACCGGGCAGCCUUCUAUACUUUAUAGAAAUGGCAAACUUUAUAUGGUGAAAAAGGGAACGUUAAUAAACUUGAGAAAGUUGUUUUGGGAAGGUUGUGAUGCACAAAUGCUAAGAUAUUCUGUAGUAAAAUUGUAUAAGGUGAUUUCUCUCUGGUAUGAAAAAUAUAAGAGUAUUACAUUUCUUGCUGAAGUGGGGUUGGCCUAAACUGCAUGCUGUAGAUCACAAGGUUUCACAUAGGUUUUAGAGAGAAUUUGGUUGUUGCUUUCGAAGUUGUAGGCUGGUUUGCAGGACAAACUAUCUCAAGCCAAGGUUGCUGCCUUGAAAUAAUUGAGACCUUUUUAUCUUUUAAUAUACCCACUGUAGGUGUAGUUCAGUAUGAUGUGCCAGAUGUGUCCAUUCCUGCAGAAUGAGCGCAAAAUGUUUUUUUUGGUGCCUAUUGUUAAGGUUUAUAAUGGACUGGGUUGACUGAGUGUUCUAGAUCCUCCUCUUUGAAUAUCCAAAAGUAGUAGGAUACCAAGAAAAAGGAAACUCAAGCACAAUAUGCUUUCCUCCCUCACCUUGUUACUGUAUCCUCUCGGCACAUUUCCCUUCUAUCUCCCACCACUCAUCUCCAUGUGUCUCCCUUUAUAACAGCCCUGAUACUGAGAGGGUGUGUUUGUGUCAGAUUCCUUUACAAAGUUUCCCUUUACGUGUAUCUAUAACACAAAGCACUGUUGUCCUUGUACAAAGAAGACCUCUUACACUGGAUAUGUGUGUCUGCAUAUGUAAGCGUGUCAGUCACACCCCUGUUACUUUAACCUGUUUCUCACCGGGCAGAACAAGUCAUCUGCUCUUUUCCACAUGUCUUAACUUCAUUUUGUACAGAUGUUAUAAAAAAAAAAGUAAAUAAAAUAUUAAACAUCGAGUACCAUGAAUUGAAGAUUGUCUUAAUGUGUCUUCAGCUGUGCUAAAUUUUUCUGCUCUUGCUGUUAACUGUUUUUCUAUUUUGUUUUUAAAUUAUUUGAGUUGCACUCCUGUUAAAUCUCCUCACUCACGCCUUUUUUUAAGUCCUUCUUUUGAUAUUCAUCUUUCCUUUCUUGCGCAGUAUAGCGCUGUUUGGUAACUCUGCACUGUGACGAUCCAGUAUUAAUAAAACUUUUACUGUAAGAAUUA
This is a messenger RNA of Xenopus tropicalis (tropical clawed frog), 11945 nucleotides long. RefSeq names its product MTSS I-BAR domain containing 2 (gene mtss2). Gene Ontology annotation, molecular function: actin binding. Bases 553 to 2769 code for a protein of 738 amino acids. Gene Ontology annotation, cellular component: cytoplasm. The transcript has 15 exons. The record is from RefSeq and is a predicted model, not a curated record. Gene Ontology annotation, biological process: plasma membrane organization. Lineage: Eukaryota; Metazoa; Chordata; Amphibia; Anura; Pipidae.